Trypanosoma cruzi is the source of this 2655-nucleotide messenger RNA. Its product is annotated as phosphatidylinositol-kinase domain protein, putative. The record is from RefSeq and is a predicted model, not a curated record. Gene Ontology annotation, molecular function: 1-phosphatidylinositol 4-kinase activity. The annotation marks the transcript as partial. Gene Ontology annotation, cellular component: cytoplasm; plasma membrane. The transcript has a single exon. NCBI's taxonomy places the organism in Eukaryota, Euglenozoa, Kinetoplastea, Trypanosomatida, Trypanosomatidae. Gene Ontology annotation, biological process: phosphatidylinositol phosphate biosynthetic process; phosphatidylinositol-mediated signaling.
CAGGGUUGGCAGUGGCUUUUAUUUGAGAAGCCCGAGCGCUAUGCGGUGCCGUUGUUGGUACAUUUGGUGGAGGGGUUUAUCUGGACGAUUGUGCAGAGACUUGGUCUUUUUGACGGCACCAGGCCUUUUCAGGCGGAGGAGGUGGAGUCGGGGGAGAAAACGGCAUCGAUUCAGUGCAAGGCUUUAUACCCCAAGGAAUAUAAUGUGAACUCCCCGCAUAAACUUCUUAUCGAGUUUCUCUCGGAUUGCUACGUGGACAUUCGUGGGCCUGUGUCUUUUCAUCCGUCUGUGCUUCUUCUCCUGCACCACCUUGCCAUGCGAGUGGUUGAGGCACCAUCCCGAUUCUCCACGAAAGAUAGUUCCUUUUCGGAAAUGAUGCGUUGCGCCCUAUUAAUGAGUUCCAUAUGCCAUAAUUUGCAGAUUGUCAAUGAACGUCGCUUAAGUAUUGGAUCACCCGCUUUUGUGGCCUCCGCUUCUAUUGGAAAAGUUCGUCAAGGCUGGUACAAGUGUCUGCUGCAAUGGUUUCACAAGACUCCGCCUUCGUGGUACUUUACGCGAGAUCCCUCUGCCGCAGAGGAGGAGUUGGUGGUGCUUCAGAAGCUCAUAAAAGUACUUGAUGCGGAUCGAGAUGCGUUGCUGCGUUCUACGCAUGGCUUUCUUGAUUUUGACCCGUCUAAAAUUCAUGAUUGUACGGCUGCGAAGUUUACGCUUAUGGGGAGUGGUGUACGCCAUACACUCUGUGACAUGCUCUCGGACGAUUCAGUGAAGGCGGAGGGGGUGAUUCAGGGGGUGAUCACCAGUGAACGAAACCGCCUUUUGGAUCUUAUUGCGCUAAUGAGACUUUUGGUGGAGCACGAACGCACACGACUUGCGGUGUGGCUUCGGCCACGUGUAGGGGCUGGCGCCCGGUUGGGGGAGGGGAGUUUGAAUGGCCUUUCUGAGGCCGUGUGGAGGAGGCAUUGUGAGGCGGCGGCGAGGAAUAACCCUGCGGUGUUACUGGCGUUGGUGGCAAGAUUUCCCAGUCCACAUUUAUUGGGGUCCGCCACGCGGCAUGUAACCACCAACCCCGAAGCCUAUUGCCACCUACCCGAGGCAGUUGAUCUUUACCUUAACGAGGAGGUGCUUAGGAGUGGUUAUCCCGCCCUCGGUUUAUUUACAAAUUGCACAAUUGUGCAGGCUCUUUGCUUUCUUGACAAAUCCUACACGACGCGGUACCCGCAGAUUUCAGCGUAUGCUCUUCGCAGUCUCUUGUCCCAAAAGAGUGAAAGUCUUAUAUUUUAUCUCCCACAAAUCGUACAAUUAUUUUCUGGUGAUGCAUCGGGCGGUAUCGCUGUCUUCCUCCGUAAGAUGUGCGAGAAGAGUGAUAUGUUUACGCAUCAGCUGCUUUGGUCCUUGCGGACGGAAGGGGAGGGGGGAGCUGAAAUGGCAAGACGAUGCGCACAACUUGCUUCUGAUGUGGAAGAAGGACUUGUUGCCAAACGGCGAUCGUUUCACUAUGGGGAGUUUUCUUUUAUUGAAAAGAUCAUCUCCGUGUCGGGUGAAAUGAGGUCUUUUGAAAAGGCAUUGCGGAAGGAAAAACUGCUUCUUCGUCUGCAUGAUGCGGAGUUUCACGAACCGGUGGAACGGCAACAUUUGUACCUUCCCACAGACACACGCUGGCGCAUUGCGGGGAUCAUACCCGAAACAGCUGCCGCGAUGCAAAGUGCGGUGAAGUGCCCCAUACUGGUCCAGUUCAAAUGCAUCCCGCGAGAUCCGGAUGAUUGCGAGGUUGCCCUGAAGAAAAGGGAUGAAAAGUCACCCGCGGACACAGAGACUACCAUAAAGGCAUGUAUCUUCAAGAUGGGCGAUGAUUGCCGACAGGAUCAGAUUGCUUUGCAAAUUAUUGGUCUCUUUCAGCGCAUUUAUGACACCAUUCAGGUGCCAUCUUACUUGUAUCCAUAUCGGGUAGUGACGACUGGAAGGGACAGCGCUGUCAUUGAGUGCGUUCCUCGUGCGAUGAGCCGGGACCAAAUUGGAAAACUUGUAGAAAGCAACCUUGCGGAGUACUUUGUCCAAACUUACGGUCACCCAGAGUCUGUGACGUUUCACCGGGCCAGAGAAUGCUUUAUACGAAGUAUGGCUUCAUAUUCGGUCGCUUCCUUUGUGCUCAACGUUAAGGAUCGUCAUAACGGCAAUCUCAUGAUUGAUGCUCACGGGCACCUCGUGCACAUUGAUUUUGGAUUUUUGUUUGACUUCUCCCCAGGGGGAGACAUUAAUUUCGAGUCGUCACCAUUCAAACUGACGGCGGAAAUGGUGCAACUUAUGGGAUGUCCUGUGGGUCGUGGAAAUGGAACGGUGCAGAGCCACUCCCUAUCAAAGGCAUUGGUGGAUCCCGAGGCGUACAAUUUGUUUAGGGAUUUAACAGUUCGUUGUUACCUUGCGGUGCGCCAAUACGCCCGUCAGAUUUGUGUACUUGUAGAGUUGAUGCUGGGCAGUGGCUUGCCCUGCUUCAAGCCCAGGAAGACGAUUCGGGAUCUCGCAUGGCGACUCUCGAUGCAGAUGAGCGAAGUAGAGGCUGCUGAAUUUAUGCUCCGGCGGAUUUCAGAAUCGAGGGGGAAUCUCCGAACGGUUCUUUAUGACAGGUACCAAAAUUUCGCGGAAGGCAUAGAGAUGUAA